This is a messenger RNA of Styela clava, 2870 nucleotides long. RefSeq lists its product as uncharacterized. The record is from RefSeq and is a predicted model, not a curated record. Gene Ontology annotation, molecular function: copper ion binding; oxidoreductase activity, acting on paired donors, with incorporation or reduction of molecular oxygen, reduced ascorbate as one donor, and incorporation of one atom of oxygen. Lineage: Eukaryota; Metazoa; Chordata; Ascidiacea; Stolidobranchia; Styelidae. Gene Ontology annotation, cellular component: extracellular region.
AUCUUCGUCAUUUACAGUAAUAUCUAGUUCAGCGAUAAAAUAAGAAUGAAUUUCGGUCAUUUGAUAUUCAUGUUCCUUGUUGGAAUUAUAAAUCAGUGUCCAACUACAUUAUCCACUCAAUCAUCCAAAUAUUUAUCAGAUGAUUUCGAUUAUGGCAAUGGACAAAAUAGGAAUGAAAAUUAUUACGAUUUUCUCAAGUUUCUCGAAGAUAUUUAUUCAUCUUCGCGCCAAGCGCAACAUCCAGCCUUAGAUGAACAGGGAUCUUUUCGAGACCUCAACAAUGAUUUCGAAGCAGGAUUGCUUCAAAAUGAAGCGGACUAUACUCGGCCAAUUCCAGAUUCGAAUUUGAAAGACAAUCGAGAUUACGAACUCUUGUAUGAUUUCCUAGAACCAGAAGACGACAAUGUCGCUUUUGAACAAUCUUCAGAAGUUUGGGACGGCUCACCGCGAACGAAGUAUCCUGCUAGCGAGGAAGACAAACAACAACUUCUGGUUACAGCAUUGUUGGAAGAUAUGAUUGACAACUCCAUGAAAAACUCUCAAGACAAAUGGGAUGAAUUUACACCGGACAAUUACUACGAAGAAGAUAUCGGUGACGAUAGAGCAAACGCUCAAAAAGAUUUGUUACAAAAAGAAAAUUUGAUGGAAAAUGUUAACAGCGGAGUGGAUUCGCCAAACUCCGAUGGAAAGAAAGAACGGAAACAAAAGCAGGAACUGGAUGAAGUUUUAGAUGAAAACAGCGACGAAACAAUGAACGAAAAAAGAGAGUUUCUUGAUAACAAAAAAGACGAAAAACAAAAGUCUGACGUUGAAAGUAACGACGUUGACGAAUUACGAUCUCUUCUCAAAGAAAUGACGAAUUCGGAAAUGAAAGAAAAAUCUGUUGAUGAAGACAAACGUAUCGAUGAUGCGAAGAAAGAAAAGGAUACAGAAGUCACAGAAAACGAUGACAAGAAGAUAAAAAUUGACGUUGGGCUUCCUGGAGUGUCGGUAUCUAAGGACGAUACAUAUCUGUGCACAGGAGCGAAAAUAGCUGAUUAUACAAAUGCAACUAACAAAUCAAUUUACAUCGUUGAAUAUCAACCUCACGCAAAGCAAACGGUAGCUCAUCACAUGUUGUUGUAUGGUUGCAAAUCUCCGGGCAUUGUAACUCCAGGAGCAGUAUGGAACUGUGGCGGUGUAAUGGAAGGAGCCAAGAAGAACUCUGACGGUUUUCCAAAUGCACCUUUAUGCGGAAGUGGUGGUCCUCCAACAAUAAUGUGGGCGUGGGCAAAAGACGCCCCGCUCUUCAAAUUACCAAAGGAUGUUGGAUUUAAAAUUGGACCUGGAACAGGAAUACAAUAUUUUGUGUUGCAAGUCCAUUACAAAAGCGCCAGUGUGUUCAGAGGAGGAUUUGAAGAUCAUUCUGCAGUGAGUGUGAUUUCAACAUAUGAAAGAAAACCUUAUUUGGCUGGAGUCUACGUUUUAGCGUCAUCAAUGGGAACGGUUCCCCCACAUAAGACACGAAACUUUGAUAUAUCUUGCAGGUACAAGCAACCUUACUCUAUUCAUCCUUUCGCCUUUCGCACUCACGCUCACGCACUUGGUGUCGAAGUUCUUGGGUUCAGAAUUCGCGAUGCAGAAUGGACGUUGAUUGGUGCAAAAAGUCCUCAGUUACCGGAAGCAUUUUAUCCAGUUACAAUGAAGAACAUGACAAUAAGAUAUAAUGAUAUACUUGCAGCAAGAUGUGUCAUGGACAAUUUUCGAAACGUUCCGACAAGUAUUGGAUACAGACACACGGAUGAAAUGUGCAAUUUUUACAUCAUGUUUUGGGUCGACGCCAGAUACGAAAACCUUUUAGACAAAUGGGAUAAACAAUGUAACAACGGAUUCCCAUGGGUCCAUUGGUCGUCACUGCCGGGCUAUUAUAACUAAUAUAUUUUUAUUAAGUGUAAUAUGUGACUGAAUGUUAUCAACAGAUAAAACUUAUUUUUCUUUUCAUUUUCAUGCUGUCUGAUUCGGAAAAAAAUUGGAAACACAUAUAUAUAUAUAUAUAUAUAUAUAUCAUGGCGUUGCUCGAAUGUCAAUUGCUUUCACUUGACACCAACUGGCACGAAUGAUUGUUGUGUAACAGUUAAGUAAUAUCAUUGUGACAGAGACGAUGAAUUCUCUGAAAAAAGUGCACGUUCCAGAUAUAAGUGAUUUUAUUUUCACAAUUAUCUGUGUUUAGUCAAGUCUUUAACAACUAUCGAUUUGAUUAAACUUCAAACUUCAAACAGGUUUUUCAAAAAUUCUUGAAAAAAUUGAAUCUAUUGAGGAUUUUGAUUUCAUUAAAAGAAUUUAAAUAUUUAUGGAAUUUAUGACGUCAUCACUCACGACAUUGCGCAAUGUUCACUCACUUUAUAAUACUCUUGUCUGCUUUCUGUGAAUAUUACUUGAAAUUGAUUUAAAUAUUUGAUAAUUUGUUCUGUGAAUACUAGUCUGUGCAAUCAAAUUCUAUCUGUAUAUACCUAUUGAACAAAUUUGUAACAGAUUUUCAGUUUAUUGCAAAGAACCGACUGAUCUAUAUUGAUACAGAGCUGUCCGGAAUAAAAUAGCCCGAUCUAUUAUCGAGGAAGGUUAUUGAUAUACCAAUGUCGUAAGUCGUGAACUGCUGACGAUAAAUUUAAGUUGUACAAAAAGUUAAAUCGAGCUUUUGUUUAAUUAUUAUCGAAUAAAUGAUAUUUUCAUCAUGUUAUUUUGUCCAGCUGCAUCUUUCUAACAUUUAUGAAUAAUCAACGACAAAGGUGACUAUAACCUUGCGUUUAUUUUCUCAUUCAUUUUCAUUGAAAGUAUUUACAAAAAUACACAAUAGGUGUUUAACGAAAGACAAUAAAUCCGGGCAUACCGCC